AUGGAACCAGAACAUGGAUUUCCAGAUAGAGACUUGUCUCUUCGACGUGGAAAAACGUUAAGUAAACCGGAACGUCACCAACCAGCAACUCCCAUGUUGCCAGGAAAAGACAAAAAAGCAUUUGACUUUUGGGUUUUUUUUUCAAGAAUUGUUACAUUUUGGGCUCCAAGUGCUUUACUAUCUUCAAUGGGCGGUCUACACGAUUCUCAAUCACGACAAGCUUGGCGUGAAAAAAUCACAUUAUGUUUCAUUGCUGUUAUUAUGGGUGGUCUUGUGGCUUUCCUCACUGUUGGCUUAUCACAAGUAUUAUGUCCUCCUGAACAAGCAAGCAACCCUGAAUUAUUUAUACGUUUUGGUGAUAGUGGUAGACAUCUUGGUAUUCUUGGAUGGCAAUUCGAUGUUACAGGAGCUGAUAAAAGUGUAUUCACUGUUGACGUAGGAACUCCAAUGGGCCAAGACAUUACUAAUUUCUUUACUAGAGACAAUGCAAAAAUUCCAAGUUGUCAAGAUCCAGCCUUACAAAAAUUCGCUGCUGUAAAACAACCAUUAUGUCAACCACCAGCAAAAUGUCCACUAUUGCCAAUUUCCCCCGAAACUUUUGCAAAAUAUAAAAUCACAAACACCACAAAAAAAGUUGGUUUUGACUGGUCUCAGCUUGCUGAUCUUGAGAACCACAUGGUAAUCAAUGGAAACGUAUUAAACCUUGGACCAUACACAACCGCAAACCCAAAAGCAAUUCCUGGUGACUUGAUGGACACUAUAAUUCGUGAAGUUUUGGAUACUCCUCAUAAAAUCGGUGGAAAAGAUGCUACUCGUAUCUUCUUUAAUAAACCUGACCUGAAAGCUGCCGUCAAUUGUCUUGUUUCAAAAUAUUAUGCCGGAAACAUUGAUAAAGAGACUAUUGGUUGUUUUACCUCGACAAUCUUUUUAUAUAUUUCGUUGGUUGUCAUCUUGGGAAUUGUGUUGGUUAGAUUUGCUAUGGCUUGUGUGUUUGAUUGGUUCGUUUCACAUCGUCUUGCCCUUAAACCAAAACAAAGAGACAACACUAUUGGUGAGAAAUCGAUUGGUGCUGCUUCCGUUGUGCCUUGGACUCCUGGAACAAUAACUGUUUCCAAGGACAUGACAAUGAAUCAAGUUGGAAAUGACCUUUUCACUGUGUUGCUUGUAACUUGCUAUUCUGAAGGUGAAGAAGGCUUAAGAUGUACUUGUGAAUCUAUGGCUGCUACCGAAUAUCCUGACGAUCGUAAAUUAUUGUUUCUUAUUUGUGAUGGUAUAAUUACUGGCAGUGGCAAUGAUCUAAGUACUCCAGAUAUUUGCGUCAGCUUAUUAGAUAUUGAACCUCAAUUUGCAGAUCCAAAACCUAAAAGUUAUAUUGCUGUGGCAUCCGGUUCAAAACAACAUAAUAGAGCAAAGGUUUACGCUGGUUAUUUUAAUUAUAAAGAUCGUAAACUUCCAACUGUUUGUGUUGUAAAAUGUGGUAAUCCAGAAGAAGAUGGGAAACCAAAAGCUGGUAAUCGUGGUAAACGUGACUCUCAAUUGAUAUUGAUGCACUUUUUCAGUCGUGUCACGUACAAUGAUCGUAUGUGUGAAUUGGAUUAUGACCUUUUCAAUAAAGUUCAUCAUUUAAUGGGUAUUACACCAGAUUUCUUUGAAAUCGUUCUUAUGGUUGAUGCAGAUACUAAAGUUUAUCCAAAUUCUCUUAGAUUGUUGAUCAAUUGCAUGUGUAAUGAUGGUUUAAUUAUGGGCUUGUGUGGUGAAACAAAGAUCGCAAAUAAACGUGAUUCAUGGGUUACAGCAAUUCAAGUAUUCGAGUAUUACAUUUCACAUCAUUUGGGUAAAGGUUUCGAGUCAGUAUUCGGUGGUGUUACCUGUUUACCAGGUUGUUUCUGUAUGUAUCGGUUGAAAGCACGUAAAGGCAAAGAUGAUUGGGUACCAAUUAUCACCAAACCAGAAAUAGUUCAAGAAUAUUCACAAAAUACCGUUGAAACGUUACAUCAAAAGAAUUUAUUAUUGUUGGGUGAAGAUCGAUUUUUGACAACUUUAAUGUUAAGGAAUUUCCCACAUCGUAAAAUGAUGUUUUGCCCAAAAGCCGUUUGUAAAACAGUUGUACCAGACGAGUUCAAUGUUUUGUUAUCACAACGUCGUAGAUGGAUCAAUUCAACUAUACAUAAUUUAUUGGAACUUGUGCUUGUUAGAAAUUUAUGUGGAACAUUUUGUUUUUCCAUGCAAUUUGUUAUUUUCAUGGAGCUUGUUGGUACCGUUGUGUUGCCAGUUGCAUUGGUGUUGACAUAUGGAUUAAUGGUCACUUUGGUUCUUAAGCCACCACGAGACUUGAUAGAAGCUAUUCCACUAAUGAUGUUGGUUUUGGUGCUUGGAUUACCUGCAAUUUUGAUUUUGCUUACGACGCGUAAAUUGAUCUAUAUAGCUUGGAUGUUUAUUUAUUUGUUGGCUUUACCUGUUUGGAAUCUUAUUUUACCGGUAUAUGCCUAUUGGCAUUUUGAUGAUUUCUCAUGGGUACCAGUGAAACGUUGGGAAGACUGGGAACGUACCAGAAUCCAUGAUAAUGAUCCAUUAUUAUCUCAUGAUUCAUAUGAUGCUUAUAGUGAUAGUCGAUAUGGUGGCAAUGAUUCCGCUUCUGUUCGUUCAAAUAAUUCUCAACAUCAAUUUUACGAUUAUUCAAAUAAUCCCACAGGUGAUCAUGGUUAUCCACCACAAGAUCAAUUCGAUGAUAUAAGGUUCCAUGAAAAUGAUAGACAUCAUCAAUAUUAA
Molecule: messenger RNA, 2769 nt
Organism: Entrophospora sp. SA101
Lineage: Eukaryota; Fungi; Glomeromycota; Glomeromycetes; Entrophosporales; Entrophosporaceae
Source: the annotation of a GenBank genome assembly